This is a messenger RNA of Parnassius mnemosyne (clouded apollo), 1365 nucleotides long. The record is from the annotation of a GenBank genome assembly. Lineage: Eukaryota; Metazoa; Arthropoda; Insecta; Lepidoptera; Papilionidae.
AUGGCGAAAGAUGGUAGAAACAUUCGGAGGGAGAUCAGACGUGGGGUUCCACAGGGCUCGGUGCUGGGACCACUACUGUGGAACCUCGCGUACGAUGCGGUUCUGCGAGUCGACCUUCCCGCUGGCGUAAAUAUCGUGUGCUAUGCCGACGACACCUUGGUGAUCGCCAGCGGGAUAACUUUCGAGAGAACCAAGGAGCUCGCCGAACUUGGGGUGGAAGUCGUCGUCGCCAAAAUCCACGAGUUGGGUCUAGAAAUAGCGCCUCUCAAGACCGAGGCCCUAUGGUUCCAUAAAUUACCACGGGGCAGGGAACCACCCAACUCGUGCGUCCGCGUGGGUGGGUCCGAAGUCAGAGUGGGGAGGUACAUGAAGUACCUAGGCCUCCACCUUGACAGUCGCUGGGGCUUCGAAGAACAUUUCGAGCGCCUAGUCCCCCGGAUCGAAAGGGUGGCGGGUGCUAUGCAUAGACUGCUGCCCAAUCUAGGGGGACCGACGGAGGAAGUACGUCGCCUCUAUGCAGGAGUUAUACGGUCCGUAGCUCUGUAUGGAGCGCCUGUAUGGGCAAAAAGGCUGGCCAUCCGACGCUGUAGAACUAAAAUUUACAGUGUCCAGCGAAGGAUGGCCAUACGGAUCGUACGAGGAUACCGCACCAUAUCCUUUGAGGCGGCGACAAUCCUGGCUCGCUUUCCACCACUAGAUAUACUGGCGGAGAUGGACGCGAGGGUGUGCGACCGAAUCCGUGCCCUCCGCCAGAGCGGUGGUAGCGAGCCAGAAGAGGCGCUCGAAUCAGUUAAACGGCAGGAACGACAAAACGCCCUAGCGACAUGGCGCACUCGAUUCGAUGAGCGCUAUGAAUACAAACGCGUCAUUGGAGCAAUCCUGCCGGUUUUCGAUGCCUGGAUGCAGCGACGAGUAGGAAGACUCACCUACAGACUUACACAGAUAAUUACCGGGCAUGGGUGCUUCGGUGACUAUCUGUGUAAGAUCGGACGCGAGGCGACGGCGAACUGCUUCCACUGUGGUGGACAGGACCAGGACUCCGCUUCUCAUACGCUCGCAGUAUGCCCAGCGUGGGAACGGGAGCGGACAAUCCUGGUGAACCGCAUUGGACGAGACCUCUCCCUGCCAGCAGUCGUGUCGGCGAUGCUGAGCGGGGAUUCGGCGUGGAGGGCCGUAGCCACCUUCUGUGAAUCUGUUAUAACUCAGAAGGAGGCUUCUGAGCGGGAUCGGGAGAGGGCGGAUCCCGCACGGAGACGACGUCGCCAAGGCGUUCGUCACGGCCCUCCUAUUGAAAACGGUGUUCCCCUACCAGAAACGGGGCCUCCGGGGUUGCAGACGCUCGGGGCGGGGGCCUCGAGCGUCUAG